CGCACGGUGUUUCGACAGAGCUAACGGUGAUUCACCCUAUUGACCCGGUACUAUGAUCACAUCGGAUUCACUACGACUGUUUUUAUUUUUACGUAAUUUGUCUAAAUCGUUCAGAAUCUUUUAGGACAACAUAUCCGAUUUUUUUUUUAGUAAGAUGCUUACAGUUGCUACCGGAGGCUGCUAAUAAAUGGUGAUUUGUGGUGUUUGCCAGUGAAAGAUGGAGCACAUCAGAUUGCCGAAGGUUGAAAAAGUCCAGCUGCUGGAUAGUGGCUCUUCUCAUAGGGCUCGAGUUGGAACAUUGUAUUUAACAGCCUUUCAUACAGUGUUUGUGGAUCAUGAGGCUGAGGAUCUCCCUGAACUAUGGGUGCUGCAUAGUCUUGUGUGUAACAUUAAGAAACAAAGUGUUACUGCUUUAGGAUACCCACUGCUCAUUCAGUGCAAGAAUUUCCAGCAUAUUCAGCUCAUCAUUGCACAAGAGAGUGACUGCAACGAUGUUUUUAUGUCACUCUUCCGUCUCUCGAGGGCAGAGCAAUAUGAGGAGCUUUAUUGUUUUUCUUUCAAGCCUAAUGCCAGCAAGGCUGAGAGGAACAAAUAUUGGGAAUUUAUUGACUUGACGGCUGAAUACAGUCGAAUGGGAGUGCCAAAUAAAUUAUGGCAUGCCACAUCUAUCAACCAAGAAUACAGGGUAUGUGACACGUACCCGGCUGAUCUGUUUGUGCCUAAAUCAGCCACACUUCCUGUCAUCAUAGGUAGCUCCAAAUUUCGUAGCAGGGGCAGAUUUCCCUCACUGUCAUACUACUGCAAAGGAACACAGGCAGCCAUAUGUCGCAGCAGCCAGCCUCUGUCAGGCUUCAGUGCCCGCUGUUUGGAAGAUGAACAGAUGCUAGCGGCCAUAAUGAAGUCCAACCCCAGAAGCCGAUUCAUGUAUGUUGUGGACACCAGACCCAAGCUAAAUGCAAUGGCAAACCGGGCUACAGGAAAGGGCUAUGAAAAUGAGGAUAACUACACCAAUAUAAAGUUUCAGUUCAUCGGUAUUGAAAAUAUCCAUGUGAUGAGGAACAGUCAGCAGAAACUAAUUGAAGUGUCUGAUCUUUGUUCCUCAUCCAUGGGGGAAUUCCUUUUGGGCCUGGAAAAUUCUGAAUGGUUAAAACACAUCAGAUCAAUACUAGCAGCUGGAAUCUUUGUCGCCAAGGCUGUGGGAGAAGAAGGCAUCAGCGUCUUGAUCCAUUGCUCUGAUGGUUGGGAUCGGACAGCUCAAGUGUGCUCCAUAGCCAGUUUGCUUCUUGACCCUUACUAUAGGACUCUUAAGGGAUUUAUGGUGUUGGUUGAAAAAGACUGGCUUUCAUUUGGACACAAGUUUUCUCAUAGGUACGGCCACCUAAACGGAGACCCCAAAGAAGUGUCACCUGUUAUUGACCAGUUUUUAGAGUGUGUGUGGCAGCUUAUGGAGCAGUUUCCCUGUGCCUUUGAAUACAAUGAGAGAUUCCUUAUCAGCAUCCACAGUCACAUUAAUUCCUGUCACUAUGGCAACUUCAUUUGCAAUAGUGAAAAAGAGAGGAAAAAUCUGUGCAUUAGAGAGAAGACUCACUCCAUCUGGCCUCAUUUGUGGGAGAAUAAAGUGGACUAUGUGAAUCCUCUGUUCAGACCAGAGCACAAGCUAACCCAAGGAGUUCUACAUCCCAAUACUUCCCCCUACUGUUUCAAGUUCUGGGGGGGUUUGUACAAUCAGUUCGACCGACGUUUGCACCCACGUCAGUCUGCGCUCGACUGCCUAGUGGCUGUGAAAGAGGAAACUCAGCAACUAGAGGAAGACCUGGCCAGUUGUGAACAGAAAUUGGCUAUACUGGCUAAAGAGCCACUGAAAGGCCUCUGUGUGAAAAAGCAUGUGCCAAUGUACAUAAGCCUAGCCAACAUACCUCGGGACUACAAUGGAGGAUUUUUUGGCAGUGGUCCUAAAGCUGUCAGCCUGUUUGGUGAUGCAACAAAAAGCUCAGACCAGGAGUCAGGAGAGACUAACUUCGAGUGUCAUUCCUCAAGCAAUGGCAACGCAUUUUCAAAUAAAGAUGGAGUCAAGGAUCCUAACUCAGAUAAAACUGCCUUCAAUGCUGCCUAAAUGUGGGGCAAAUGACAAAUAAAACGCCAUAUAAAAAGAAUGUAUCUAACUAUACAAAGACUGUGUGAAUUUUAUGUAUGCAUUUGACUUGUUCACUCAGUACUCCUUAAGUCUGUGUGCCUGUAUUUCUGCCAGUGUAAAGGCCAGGGGUAAUAUUUAUUACAUUUUGGUUUCACAUUUGCAUGAAGUUAUUUGUGAUACAGAUUUGCACAAUGCAAAAUACCUCAUAAUGCUAGUGUAUAUAUUUAUACCACUAUACUGAGUAUAUAUAUUUAUACUACUAUAAGACCACUACUACUUAGGCUUGAGACAGAAAAACGCAUUUAGAUCCACUAGGUUAUAUCUAACCUAUGUAGUUAAUAACACUUUCUUUUGUUCAGAGUAGAGGUCAGUAUGUUUACAAAAUGGGACACUGUCUAAUAUUUCUGGGGGGAAAGAAAAACACUGGACCAAAGCAAGAAUGACAAAUUGGUAAGCAUGUGUUCUCAAUGUGUAUUUUAUGUAACUGUAUAAUUAUCUCUACAAAUUGCUUUAUUUAUAAUGUUGAAUGGCUGAGUGUGGGGAUAUGAUGAACACUUGUAACCUUAUAUACUUUAAAAUGAAACGUUAUUUCUCAGUGUAAGCACUCAUACAUCAUUGCAAUGUUUCACAAAUAUUAAUAAAUAACGUUAAUUAUA
Tachysurus fulvidraco (yellow catfish) is the source of this 2790-nucleotide messenger RNA. RefSeq names its product myotubularin related protein 7a (gene mtmr7a). Gene Ontology annotation, molecular function: phosphatase activity. Gene Ontology annotation, biological process: dephosphorylation. The record is from RefSeq and is a predicted model, not a curated record. The coding region runs from base 218 to 2113 and encodes 631 amino acids. The transcript has 14 exons. NCBI's taxonomy places the organism in Eukaryota, Metazoa, Chordata, Actinopteri, Siluriformes, Bagridae.